AACUCUUGAUCCAGAUUCCGUCUUUUAUGUUUAUUCUCUUAUAGUGUCUUUCAUGUUUCGUAUGGAAUAUUGGAAGCAGAAGGUUCUUCAACCUUUUGUUUAUGUUCCCUGAUAGAAUCAGAAUUGCUUCUAACUGAAAAAAACUAUCAAAGUUCUCUUCAGAUCUCUCAGUUGAUUUCUUCUCCGGUUGGGAAAUAGCUAUGGGUGAUUGCAAAACCAACCACUUCUUGAAGGACUUCUAUAUCCCCAAUUACAUUCUUGGACCCGAUUUAGAGGUUGAGAAUGUCUCAUACACCCCUGCCUGUCCGGUCUUGGUAUUCAUAAACUCCAAAAGUGGUGGUCAGCUGGGUGGGGCUCUGCUUGAAUCUUAUCGUAGCCUUCUCAACAGAAAUCAGGUUUUCGAUUUGAGCGAAGAAGCUCCUGACAAGGUUCUGAACAAAAUAUAUAUCACAUUAGAAAGACUAAAGCUCAGUGGAUAUGGUUUUGCUUCUGAAAUUCAGAAAAGGUUGAGACUAAUAGUUGCAGGUGGAGAUGGUACAGCUAGUUGGUUGCUUGGAGUAGUUUGCGAUCUCAAACUAUCUCAGCCACCUCCAAUUGCUACUGUGCCACUGGGAACUGGAAACAACCUCCCAUUUUCAUUUGGCUGGGGAAAAAGGAACCCUGGCACAGAUGAGGAGUCUGUGAAAUUGUUUUUGAAACAAGUAAUGGAAGCAAAAGAAAUGAAAAUAGAUAGCUGGCAUAUUAUCAUGAGGAUGAGAGCCCCUAAAGAAGGUGCCUGUGAUCCCAUUCCACCUUUGGAAUUACCACAUUCAUUGCAUGCAUUUCAUCGUGUCUCUCAAACAGACUCGCUGAACAUGGAAGGCUACCACACAUUUCGUGGAGGAUUUUGGAACUACUUUAGCAUGGGAAUGGAUGCCCAAGUAUCGUAUGCAUUUCAUUCUGAGCGGAAGUUGCAUCCAGAAAAAUUUAAAAAUCAGCUAGUUAAUCAGAGCACUUAUGCAAAGCUUGGAUGCACACAAGGAUGGUUUUGUGCUUCCCUUUUUCAUCCUUCUUCACGGAACAUAGCACAGCUUGCAAAGGUUAAGAUCAUGAAGAAACAUGGUCACUGGCAAGAUCUUAAUAUACCUCGCAGCAUCAGGUCAAUUGUUUGUCUAAACUUGCCUAGCUUUUCUGGUGGACUAAAUCCAUGGGGAACACCAAAUAUGAAGAAAGUGUGGGAUAGAGACCUGACACCACCAUAUGUAGAUGAUGGCCUUCUUGAGGUUGUUGGUUUUAGAGAUGCUUGGCAUGGGCUUGUUUUACUUCAUCCAAAAGGACACGGCACUCGUCUUGCCCAGGCACAUCGAAUCCGUUUCGAAUUUCACAGGGGUGCUGCUGAGUGUACAUAUAUGAGGAUUGAUGGGGAACCAUGGAAACAACCCCUCCCUGUUGAUGAUGACACUGUUGUAGUUGAAAUCUCCCACCUCGGUCAAGUAAACAUGCUUGCCACUCUAGGCUGCAGAUCCAAAAGUGUCCACGACCCACUGGUACCUAGCAGCCCUCAUGGUGAAGAGGAGGAUAGUGAAGAAGAGUCUGAUGAAGACUGGGAAGAGCGUAGGAAGUUUGGAGCAGCAGAUACAUUCAAAAUUCCUGAUGGGAUUGACAUUACUCAUCUCAGUUAAGCUUGACAAAAUAUUCAUCAUUCUCUCUCAAGUAACUGUCAUUGUUUCCUAGCAAUUGAGGUAAAGUGCCCUCUUCUAUUUGUUAAUGAAUCUAAUUUGCCAGUAAUAAAUUAUCAUCAUCUUUAGGCAGUAAAUUGUUCAAAUUCUUUUUUUUUUUUUUGUCUAAUUGGCAUUUUACCUUGUGUCCAUUACGACAGAGAUCUACAUUCUAACUGUUUUCUUAACUUAAAAAGUCCAGACUUAAUAUAUUGUCCGUGUCUAACGUCUAUAUAUAUUCUGACAGAAAAAGGCAUUAAAAUAAUCAACGAAUCUCCC
Molecule: messenger RNA, 1976 nt
Organism: Nelumbo nucifera (sacred lotus)
Lineage: Eukaryota; Viridiplantae; Streptophyta; Magnoliopsida; Proteales; Nelumbonaceae
Product: diacylglycerol kinase 1-like
Biological process (GO): phospholipase C-activating G protein-coupled receptor signaling pathway
Cellular component (GO): membrane
Molecular function (GO): ATP-dependent diacylglycerol kinase activity
Source: RefSeq, a predicted model, not a curated record